AUGCCCUGUCCCUGUCCCCACCACAUCCAAUCCCUCCUGUCCCUCCUCCCACAAAAGUCCCAACCCACAUUCCUCUUCAGCCUCAUCCCGUCCUUGACCCAGCCCCUCCACGAUGCCAGCCAAUCUAUCGAAUCCUGCAAACACCCGCACCCCACGCUGGUGAGUUCUAUCGUCCUACUUUCGGAAUUCACCUUAUCCCUCUGCCAAUCCGCCUGCGUCGCCUACAACCUCACGGACCAAGACACGCCCCAGCCCCUAGCGGCCGCCACACCGCCCAGCUCCCGUUCCAAUGCCGGCUGCUCCCCGACCACGGCCUCCUGGACCUGCACAAAAACCCUCAUGGCGCUGGGACAACUAACCCUGGAUGACGAGGAGGAGGGCCUGCUCGCCCGCCGGAUCGUCUACACUGUGUUGACCAAUCUCAGCGCCCUGCUGCGCACUGUGUAUCUGCGCGAAGGUCAGGACACCAGCACCCCGACGCGUGCAGGGAACGGGAAUGCGAAUGCAAAUGCUAUUGCCACUGCAGCGAUCAAUGGGCUCUUUGACCUCGACCCAGUGGCUGCGUCGUCAGUGCCGCAGACGGCGGCACUGUACGGGCGGGAGGCUGACGGGCCCGUCAGUGGGACGCUGUCGAGGGUGCUGGCACUGUUGGGGAAGUUGUUUUCGGAAUAA
Aspergillus tanneri is the source of this 672-nucleotide messenger RNA. RefSeq lists its product as uncharacterized. The record is from RefSeq and is a predicted model, not a curated record. The transcript has a single exon. The coding region runs from base 1 to 672 and encodes 223 amino acids. NCBI's taxonomy places the organism in Eukaryota, Fungi, Ascomycota, Eurotiomycetes, Eurotiales, Aspergillaceae.